AUGUGUGAAAAACUGGGCUCCCUCAAGACCAGCACCACACCCCUCCACCCUCAGAGGGAUGGGACUCCAAAGGCAAAUGACUACGCUACAAGGCUCCAGGACCACUUGGACUUCGCCAAAGGCCACCUGCGGAGUGCAGGAGCAAAGCUCGACAACAGGUGGUUCAGCUUGGGGGCCAGGAUUAGCCUUUAUUUGUUGUUUGCUUCAGGCAUACUGGUCACUGUUUUAGGGAACGGUGUUGUCAUUGUGUCGAUAGGUCAUUUUAAGCAGCUGCAGAAUCCCACCAAUGUGCUUGUUUUAUCUCUUGCUCUUGCCGACCUUCUUGUGGGAGUUAUUGUGAUGCCCUUCAGCGCCAUUCGGACCGUUCAUGGCUGCUGGUUCUACGGUGAUGACUUCUGUCAGUUGCAUUCUAGUUUUGACAUGUUUCUUACCACUGUAUCUAUCUUCCACCUGGUCUGCAUUGCUGUAGACAGACAACAAGCAAUAUGCAAUCCUUUGCAUUAUUCCAGGAAAAUCACAAUGUCAGUGGCCUGUAUUAUGGUCUAUGUGAGCUGGGCACUGGCUGCUCUUUACUCCUAUGGACUACUUUACUCAAAGGCCAACGUAGCAGGAUUAGAGGAGUAUAUGGUGUCAAUAAACUGCCUUGGUAGUUGUAACCUUCUCUUUAACCCCCUUUGGGGAAUCCUGGACAGUAUUACUGCCUUCUUUUUUCCCUCCACUGUAAUGAUUUGUCUGUACACUAAAAUAUUUAUUGUGGCCAAAGAGCAUGUAAGAAAGAUCGGAGAUAUGAGCCACUGUUCCAGUGACAGAGGAAGAGGUGGGUUGGUUAAACAGUCUGAGCACAAAGCUGCGAAGACUCUGGCUAUUGUGCUCGGUGCAUUCAUCUUAUGUUGGAUGCCCUUUUUUAUUAACUCUAUAAUAGAUGCCUACACUGGCUUCAUCACACCUGCUGCUGUCUUUGAGGCAUUUGUUUGGUUGGGUUACUUCAAUUCAACCUUGAACCCAGUUAUUUAUGCCUUUUUUUAUCCUUGGUUUAAGAAAUGUUUUUAUCUCAUUGUCAGUCUGAAAAUAUUUGACCCCCAUUCUUCAACC
This is a messenger RNA of Seriola dumerili (greater amberjack), 1092 nucleotides long. RefSeq names its product trace amine-associated receptor 13c-like. The annotation marks the transcript as partial. The record is from RefSeq and is a predicted model, not a curated record. Gene Ontology annotation, molecular function: trace-amine receptor activity. The transcript is spliced from 3 exons. Gene Ontology annotation, cellular component: membrane. Gene Ontology annotation, biological process: G protein-coupled receptor signaling pathway. NCBI's taxonomy places the organism in Eukaryota, Metazoa, Chordata, Actinopteri, Carangiformes, Carangidae.